UGCUGACGAGCCUGAACAUAAUACUUCUACCAAAGCUGCUGACUGUCUGGCUGACCUUGAGCCUGAGCUAAACAUGUCCACCCACCCUGCUGACAGUCUGCCUGAUGUGGAACCAGAGCCAAAUAUGUCCAAUCACCGUGCUGACACACUGGCUGCUCUUGAGCCUGAGUCGACUAAAUCCUCCAAUGCUGCUGACUGUCUGGCCUAUGUUGAGCCAGAGCCAGCUAUGUCCACCCACCGUGCCGACAGUCUGGCUGCUCUUGAGCAUGAGCUGUCUCAUGCCAACAAAGAUGCUGACUGUCUGGCUUCUCUCAAGGCUGAGCUGAUUAAUUCCACCAAUGCUACUGAUUGUCUGGCUUCUGUUGGGACUGAGACAACCAUGUCCACCAAGCCUGCUGACAGUUUGGCAGCUGUUGAACCUGAACAUAAUAAUUCCACAAAUACUGCUGACAGUCUGGACUCUGUUGAACAAGAGCCAGCUAUGCCCACCCACCGUGCCGACAGUCUGGCUGCUCUUGAGCAUGAGCUGACUAAUUCCAACAACACUGCUGACUGUCUGGCUUCUCAUAGGCUGAGUCAAUUGACUCUACCAAUGCUACUGAUUGUUUGGCUUCUGUUGGGACUGAGACAAUUAUGUCCACCCACCCUGCUGACAAUAUGGCUACUGAUGAGCUUGAGCCUACACAUUCCACCAAUGCUGCUUACUUUCUGGCCGCUCUUGAGCCCCAGUCCACUAAUUCCUCCAGUGCUGCUGAUAUUCUGGCUUCUGUUGGGUCUGAGACAACCAUGUCUGCCCACCUUGCUGAUAUUCCUAUUGCUCAUGAGCCUGACUAUAAUGAUUCUACCAAUGCUGCUGACAGUCUGGACUCCGUUGAGCCAGAGCCAGCUAUGUCCACCCACCGUGCCGACAGUCUGGCUGCUCUUGAGCAUGAGCUGUCUCAUGCCAACAAAGCUGCUGACUGUCUGGCUUCUCUCAAGGCUGAGCCAACCAUGUCCACCCAGCCUGCUGACAGUUCGGCAGCUGUUGAGCCUGAGCCUACAAUUUCCACCAGAGCUGCUGAUUGUCUGGCUACUGUUCUGCCAGAGCUAACUAGGUCAACCCACCCUGCUGACUGUCUGGACUCUGUUCAGCCUGAGUCAUCUAUGUCCACACACCCAGCUGAUAAUAUGGCUACUGAUGAGCUUGAGACUACAAAUUCGACCAACGCUGCUUACUGUCUGGCUGCUCUUGAGCCUGAGUCCACUAAAUCCUCCAAUGCUGCUGACUGUCUGGCCUAUGUUGAGCCAGAGCCAGCUAUGUCCACCCACCGUGCCGACAGUCUGGCUGCUCUUGAGCAUGAGCUGUCUCAUGCCAACAAAGAUGCUGACUGUCUGGCUUCUCUCAAGGCUGAGCUGAUUAAUUCCACCAAUGCUACUGAUUGUCUGGCUUCUGUUGGGACUGAGACAACCAUGUCCACCCAGCCUGCUGACAAUUUGGCAGCUGUUGAGCCUGAACAUAAUAAUUCCACCAAUACUGCUGACGGUCUGGACUCUGUUGAACAAGAGCCAGCUAUGCCCACUUACCGUGCCGACAGUCUGGCUGCUCUUGAGCAUGAGCUGACUAAUUCCAACAACACUGCUGACUGUCUGGCUUCUCAGAAGGCUGAGUCAAUUGAUUCUACCAAUGCUACUGAUUGUUUGGCUUCUGUUGGGACUGAGACAACUAUGUCCACCCACCCUGCUGACAAUAUGGCUACUGAUGAGCUUGAGCCUACACAUUCCACCAAUGCUGCUUACUUUCUGGCCGCUCUUGAGCCCCAGUCGACUAAUUCCUCCAAUGCUGCUGAUAUUCUGGCUUCUGUUGGGUCUGAGACAACCAUGUCUACCCACCUUGCUGAUAUUCCUAUUGCUCAUGAGCCUGACUAUAAUGAUUCUACCAAUGCUGCUGACAGUCUGGACUCCGUUGAGCCAGAGCCAGCUAUGUCCACCCACCGUGCCGACAGUCUGGCUACUCUUGAGCAUGAGCUGUCUCAUGCCAACAAAGCUGCUGACUGUCUGGCUUGUCUCAAGGCUGAGCCAACCAUGUCCACCCAGCCUGCUGACAGUUCGGCAGCUGUUGAGCCUGAGCCUACAAUUUCCACCAGAGCUGCUGAUUGUCUGGCUACUGUUCUGCCAGAGCUAACUAGGUCAACCCACCCUGCUGACUGUCUGGACUCUGUUCAGCCUGAGUCAUCUAUGUCCACACACCCAGCUGAUAAUAUGGCUACUGAUGAGCUUGAGACUACAAAUUCGACCAACGCUGUUUACUGUCUGGCUGCUCUUGAGCCUGAGUCGACUAAAUCCUCCAAUGCUGCUGACUGUCUGGCCUAUGUUGAGCCAGAGCCAGAGCCAGGCAUGUCCACCCACCGUGCCGACAGUCUGGCUGCUCUUGAGCAUGAGCUGACUAAUUCCAACAACACUGCUGACUGUCUGGCUUCUCAGAAGGCUGAGUCAAUUGAUUCUACCAAUGCUACUGAUUGUUUGGCUUCUGUUGGGACUGAGACAACUAUGUCCACCCACCCUGCUGACAAUAUGGCUACUGAUGAGCUUGAGCCUACACAUUCCACCAAUGCUGCUUACUGUCUGGCUGCUCUUGAGCCUGAGUCGACUAAAUCCUCCAAUGCUGCUGACUGUCUGGCCUAUGUUGAGCCAGAGCCAGGUAUGUCCACCCACCGUGCCCACAGUCUGGCUGCUCUUGAGCAUGAGCUGUCUCAUGCCAACAAAGAUGCUGACUGUCUGGCUUCUCUCAAGGCUGAGCUGAUUAAUUCCACCAAUGCUACUGAUUGUCUGGCUUCUGUUGGGACUGAGACAACCAUGUCCACCCAGCCUGCUGACAAUUUGGCAGCUGUUGAGCCUGAACAUAAUAAUUCCACCAAUACUGCUGACGGUCUGGACUCUGUUGAACAAGAGCCAGCUAUGCCCACUUACCGUGCGGACAGUCUGGCUGCUCUUGAGCAUGAGCUGACUAAUUCCAACAACACUGCUGACUGUCUGGCUUCUCAGAAGGCUGAGUCAAUUGAUUCUACCAAUGCUACUGAUUGUUUGGCUUCUGUUGGGACUGAGACAACUAUGUCCACCCACCCUGCUGACAAUAUGGCUACUGAUGAGCUUGAGCCUACACAUUCCACCAAUGCUGCUUACUUUCUGGCCGCUCUUGAGCCCCAGUCGACUAAUUCCUCCAAUGUUGCUGAUAUUCUGGCUUCUGUUGGGUCUGAGACAACCAUGUCUACCCACCUUGAUGAUAUUCCUAUUGCUCAUGAGCCUGACUAUAAUGAUUCUACCAAUGCUGCUGACAGUCUGGACUCCGUUGAGCCAGAGCCAGCUAUGUCCACCCACCAUGCCGACAGUCUGGCUGCUCUUGAGCAUGAACUGUCUCAUGCCAACAAAGUUGCUGACUGUCUGGCUUCUCUCAAGGCUGAGCCAACCAUGUCCACCCAGCCUGCUGACAGUUCGGCAGCUGUUGAGCCUGAGCCUACAAUUUCCACCAGAGCUGCUGAUUGUCUGGCUACUGUUCUGCUGGAGCUAAUUAGGUCCAUCCACCCUGCUGACUGUCUGGACUCUGUUCAGCCUGAGUCAUCUAUGUCCACACACCCAGCUGAUAAUAUGGCUACUGAUGAGCUUGAGCCUAAAAAUUCGACCAACGCUGUUUACUGUCUGGCUGCUCUUGAGCCUGAGUCGACUAAAUCCUCCAAUGCUGCUGACUGUCUGGCCUAUGUUGAGCCAGAGCCAGAGCCAGGCAUGUCCACCCACCGUGCCGACAGUCUGGCUUCUCUUGAGCAUGAGCUGACUAAUUCCAACAACACUGCUGACUGUCUGGCUUCUCAGAAGGCAGAGUCAAUUGAUUCUACCAAUGCUACUGAUUGUUUGGCUUCUGUUGGGACUGAGACAACUAUGUCCACCCACCCUGCUGACAAUAUGGCUACUGAUGAGCUUGAGCCUACACAUUCCACCAAUGCUGCUUACUGUCUGGCUGCUCUUGAGCCUGAGUCGACUAAAUCCUCCAGUGCUGCUGACUGCCUGGCCUAUGUUGAGCCAGAGCCAGCUAUGUCCACCCACCGUGCCGACAGUCUGGCUGCUCUUGACCAUGAGCUGUCUCAUGCCAACAAAGAUGCUGGCUGUCUGGCUUCUCUCAAGGCUGAGCUGAUUAAUUCCACCAAUGCUACUGGUUGUCUGGCUUCUGUUGGGACUGAGACAACCAAGUCCACCCAGCCUGCUGACAGUUUGGCAGCUGUUGAGCCUGAACAUAAUAAUUCCACCAAUGCUGCUGACGGUCUGGACUCUAUUGAACAAGAGCCAGCUAUGCCCACCCACCGUUCUGACAGUCUGGCUGCUCUUGAGCAUGAGCUGUCUCAUGCCAAUAAAGCUGCUGACUGUCUGGCUUCUCUCAAGGCUGAGCCAACCAUGUCCACCCAGCCUGCUGACACUUUGGCAUCUGUUGAGCCUGAGCCUACUUUUUCCACCAAAGCUGCUGAUUGUCUGGCUACUGUUCAGCCUGAGCUAACUAAGUCAAACCACCCUGCUGACUGUCUGGAUUCUGUUCAGCCUGAGUCAUCUAUGUCCCCACACCCUGCUGACAGUUUGGUAGCUAUUGAGCCUUCACUGACUAAUUCCACCAAAGCUGCUGACUUUCUGGGUGCUGUUGAUCCCGAGUCAACCAAAUCCACCCACCCUGCUGACAGUAUGGCAGUUGAUGAGCCUGAGCUGCCUAAUUCCAACAUUGCUGCUGACUGUCUGGACGACCUUGAGCCUGAUAAGACUAUUUCUACCAAUGCCGCUGACUGUCAGGCUGCUGUUGGGUCUGAGACAACCAUGUCCACCCAGCCUGCUGACAGUUUGGCAGCUGUUGAGCCUGAGCCGACUAAUUCCACCAAAGCUGCUGACUGUCUGGACUCUGCUGAGCCAGAGCCAACUAUGGCCACCCACCAUGCUGACAUUCUGACUGCUGUUGAGCCUGAACAUACUAAUUGCUCCAGUACUGCUGACUGUCUGCCUGCUGUUCAGCCUGAGUCCAGUAUGUCCACCCACCCUGCUGACAGUAUGGCUGCUAUUGAUGCUGAGCCUACAGAUCCUGCCAUUGUUGCUGACUGUCUGGCUGCUCUUGAACCUCGGCUGUCUGUUACAUGUGCUGCUGACAGUAGUGUGUUAGUUGAGAGUCAUGACUCAGGACCAGCUAGUCACAUUGGAUUGGAUUAUGUUGUUGAUUUACCUCUUUACAAGGAGAGUACAAGUGAAGAAGAAAUAUUUGAUUCUGCUACUUCAGAUGAGGAAUCUUCUUUUACCCCUGACGUAGAAGAAGGUCUGCCUGCUACUCAGGGUGCUGAGGAUAUUUUUCAUGCUUCCGCACGAGCUGAACCAAUAAACCACAGCUUGAACCUUCUCAGGGAGAGUGGAUAUCUUCGGGCAACAGAGAUACCACGCAUACCUUUUUUGCUCUUCAUAUGGCUUAUAUCCUCACUUUUAUCCAUCAUAACAUGGAUGAAAAUCCAAAUUCAACAAGCAUGGCAUGAAGAAAAUGGCCAAGGAGCUCCCACUAACAAGAGAGUCGGACCAGUGGCUGCGGCUCCUGAUCCCUAGACCCUUGAUGCUCCUCCAGAAUCGAUUGGAAUAUCAAAACACAGUCUGUGUGGGAGAAUUGAUCAUAUAUAUAAAUUUUAAAAUAAAAUGUUCAAUCUGAUUGUAGACUGAAGUAAAAAU
Rattus norvegicus (Norway rat) is the source of this 5712-nucleotide messenger RNA. RefSeq names its product mucin-16-like. The record is from RefSeq and is a predicted model, not a curated record. Lineage: Eukaryota; Metazoa; Chordata; Mammalia; Rodentia; Muridae.